AAGAAGAAAAAGAAGAAGACUUCCCAGCAUACAACACGGCGCGCGAAUUUGGAUUUUCUUAUGAAGUCAACAUAUGAAUACUGCUGAAGCUACUUUAACAUGUUUGCCUAACAGUUUAUCACUUAAAAACCUCUGCCUGUCUCUUGGACUUGUUUGUGGCUCCUGUGUUGAAGCAGUGACUAAACGAUGAGCUGCCCUGACCUGAGCAGCGGGGCGCCCAAACCAGCUGACCUCUUUGAAGACCUGUGGAGGCAGCUUGGAGAGUGCCACCAGAAUACACUGCGAGAACUGGAGGCAAAAGUGAGCAAGCUGAAAAAGGACCGCUGUUUAGAUGCUCAGAGGCUUGAGGUGUUUUACAAUCGCAACCAGCAGCUGAAGGAGCAAAAUAAAACCCUGCAGGAUGCUGUCAGCCUCCUGGAGGAAAGGCUCCGUGCAGGAGAGUGUGAUCGAUGUGCCAUCUUGGGGGAGAACCUGAAAAAUAACCAGGAUGAGAAUUUGCGCCUCGUCGCCAAACUUAAGAAUGAAAGAAACAGCCUUGAGGAUGAAAACAGAAAACUUCACACUGAACUGCAGAAACUGAAGCUGUCUCGCUCAGAGCUGAAGCGGACGUCAUCCCCAGAGCCAGAAGACGGCAUCAUCCCAGACUCACCAGUCCUGCCCAGCUCGCUCCCGGUGGCAAACAAACUGAAGAAACGCAAAAAUGUCGACACAGUGAAGUACGUUCGCUAUGCAGAGAUGCCUCUACCACAGGCCAACAACUCGCUCUUUAAGGAACUGAAUAAGGCAGGGAAUGAUGCCACAAAGAAUCCGGGAAGAGCAGAAGUGCUUGUACCCAACACAUGUGAACUGGACAUACCCCAAAUCUCAAAUGAUGUGAAUCUAGAUGCUGAAGAAGCAAUAGCAGAAACCUGUGUCCUUGAACUUCUUGACAAGCCUCCCAUGAGAACUAAGACAACUGCCGGCCAUCAAAGCAGCUCAAAGUCUCCCAGGCAUCGUGAAGUUUCAACUCAAGCAACUCCAGUAACGCCUGCCUUAAGGCGCCAUCGCUCCUCCCUUUUAUCCACGCUGAUCCACAGUCCAGACUCGACCACAGAAAUAUCCCCAUCCCUUCUCCCACAUGUCAGACGUUUUUCAGAGGACCACUCUGUUAACCGAGCAAAACGGAGGAAGGAGGAAAAUGAGCUGGAGGUGCAAGAGGAGAACAAAGAUGGUGAACAGGAAGGGGUGGACAAACAGGAGGACGGCAAACAUGAACGGAUUAAAAGAACUGCCACCACUGUUCAGUCAUCUCAACCUGGGAUUUCCAGCCAAAGGCCAAAUGUUUCCUAUACAAGUCCUGCUUUCAAGAAGCCUAGUAUUAGAGAAGCCAGCAAGGAUGGUGGUGGGAAGAGAGGAAACCCACCGCAGGAGCUGAAUGCCUCACUUGACCAACAUGGAGGAGAACAUGCUAACUGGAAACAGAAAGUGGAGCCCAUGUGGAGCAUCGACCCGGCAGUCGCCCUGUCCAUGUAUGACAGCGAGUGGAGAGGAGAUGAGGAAAAGGAAGAACAGCAGUUUCAUGGAGAACUGGUAGAUACAGACUGCACCUGGGUCAGUCACAGCUUGCUGCAGGGUCGGGGGGAAAAUGCCAGAGACAGACGGGACAGCGUGUGUGGACUCGGUGAGAAGGCGAAUGACAGUUUAGACAUGAUGUUUGACACGACAGCUUAUGGGGAGUACAAGUCCUACAACACUCCACGGUUAGGCCAGAGCCAGCCCUGUGGUGGUGAUGAUGACGACGAUGAUGAUGAUGAAGAACAAGAGGAGGAAGAAGAACAAGAUCCUCAUGAAAACACUAUGAGCCAAAUGAAAAAGAACAAAGCACAACACCCGACAUUUGCACAUGUGGCUGUAGUUCGCAAGAAAGACGAGCGAAGAAAACUGAAGGGCACGACCUGCAAGGAGUGUGAAGUUUAUUACGCUCAUCUCCCGGAGGAGGAAAAACAGAAAAAGUUGUCUGCGUGCUCCAGGCACAGAUUUCUGUAUAUUCCUCCUUGUACCCCUGAAAACUUCUGGGAAGUUGGAUUCCCAUCGACUCAGACGUGCAUCGAAAGAGGUUACAUCAAGGAAGAGACGAACCCACAGGCACGUUCUCGAAGAAGACAACCAUUCAAUGCUUUAUUUUCCCCAAAGCGAAAACAGCAGGAGAGCUAAAAAGAAUGUUUGUCUCUUUUGAAGUAUUGUUGGGAUUUGUCCAUUUUAUAGAAAAAUAAUUCAGUAUAUGAAGAACAGGCUUGUACUAGGAGUACAAUGAAGCUCUGUUUAUACAGUUACCUUAUUAAGAAUGUUGACCCUCUGACAUGUUUUUCAGUUUCAAAUCAACAAUUCCAAUUUGCUGUCUGUAUGUACAGACUCUUGGCAUUUAGUUUGUUUUUGUAAAUAGUGAAUAUGACAGAAAUACUGUGUUCUGAUAAAUAAAAGUGAAGAACUUA
Molecule: messenger RNA, 2471 nt
Organism: Acanthopagrus latus (yellowfin seabream)
Lineage: Eukaryota; Metazoa; Chordata; Actinopteri; Spariformes; Sparidae
Gene: rbbp8
Product: retinoblastoma binding protein 8
Exons: 19
Coding region: 187-2193 (668 amino acids)
Biological process (GO): double-strand break repair via homologous recombination; DNA double-strand break processing involved in repair via single-strand annealing
Cellular component (GO): site of double-strand break
Molecular function (GO): flap-structured DNA binding; Y-form DNA binding; single-stranded DNA binding
Source: RefSeq, a predicted model, not a curated record